This is a messenger RNA of Durio zibethinus, 956 nucleotides long. Its product is annotated as temperature-induced lipocalin-1-like. Gene Ontology annotation, biological process: response to reactive oxygen species; lipid metabolic process. The record is from RefSeq and is a predicted model, not a curated record. Gene Ontology annotation, cellular component: cytoplasm. NCBI's taxonomy places the organism in Eukaryota, Viridiplantae, Streptophyta, Magnoliopsida, Malvales, Malvaceae.
CAUCAAUCUCUGCUCAAAGACAAUCAUUAUGAAAUUUCGUUUAUCAAUUUCAUCAUCCUUUACUUGGGUCAUAUGCUCCUUAAAAAAGUCCAGCUAUUCUUCAAAAUCAAAUAUCGACAUUUCCCUUGGCACUUCUGUUGAGGUUCUAAAAUCUAUUGUACACAAUUUGUUAGACUCGAUUGAACUGCUCCCUUGACAACGCUAAAAGCUCGCAUGAGAAUCUGGCAGAUUGAUUUUUUUUAACCAUUCAAACGUACAGAUGUUAAGAUAUAACCUCUUCCACGUCUCACUUAAGCAUCUUUGCUGCACCAAAAAUUUCUCUAUAUAUUGAAACCUGCCUAGAUCCUGACCAAAAAUGCUGGUAAAAUUUUGGAAAAGAAGGAAAUGCAAGUAGUGAAGAAUCUCGAUAUCAAAAGGUACAUGGGACGAUGGUAUGACAUAGCUUCUUUCCCAUCAAGAUUUCAGCCCAAAGAUGGAAUGAACACAAGGGCUACAUAUACUUUAAAUGAAGAUGCAACUUUGAAUGUGCUGAAUGAGACUUCGUCUGAUGGGAAGAGAGCAUACAUUGAGGGCAGUGCCUGCAAAGCUGACCCCAGCAGCAAUGAGGCCAAGCUCAAAGUGAAAUUCUAUGUACCUCCUUUCUUGCCUAUAAUACCAGUUGUUGGAGAUUAUUGGGUUUUAUAUAUAAAUGAUGAUUACAAAUAUGCUUUGGUUGGCCAGCCUAGCAGGCAGUAUCUUUGGAUAAUAUUACGCAGGGAGAAUCAUAUUGAUGAUGAGACAUACAAUCAGUUGGUGCAGAAGGCUAAAGGUGAGGGGUAUGAUGUUAGCAAGUUGAAGAAGACAAAACAAAGUGAGCCUCCACCAGGAGAUAAAACCACCCCCGAGGACACCAAUGGCAUUUGGUGGAUUAAAUCCAUCUUGGAAAAGUAGGAAUCAAUCAGUUAUUGAUAAUUAAA